AUGGGCAAAGCCUCUAGUUCUUCUUCCUCUUCUAUCACCAGCUGCAGGAACAACCCUUCCAAUUCAUCUGCAUCCUCUCUCACACACCAACAUGGUCAAGACCUUCGCACAGAUCUUAGGCUUGGACUCAGCAUUUCCGCCACUCAACAUGUUGGCUCGUCCAGUUCAGGGGGGCACUGGCAACCGAUGCAGCCGCAUCUAAACAGUUUUUCCCAAGCUGAAGUGAAUGAUUGCAGCGAUCAUACCAGCUUCUUUGUGAAGGUGUACAUGGAAGGUAUUCCAAUUGGUAGAAAACUCAAUUUGUUAGCUCAUGAUGGCUACCACGAGUUAGUAAAGACCCUGGAACAGAUGUUUGACACUACCAUUCUGUGGGGAACUGAGAUGGAUGGAGUGCAACCAGAGAGAUGCCAUGUUCUAACUUAUGAAGAUGGAGAAGGAGAUUUGAUCAUGGUUGGCGAUGUUCCUUGGGAGAUGUUCUUAUCAGCUGUAAAGAGGUUGAAGAUCACAAGGGUCGAGACAUUUGGGUGA
Sphenostylis stenocarpa is the source of this 528-nucleotide messenger RNA. The record is from the annotation of a GenBank genome assembly. NCBI's taxonomy places the organism in Eukaryota, Viridiplantae, Streptophyta, Magnoliopsida, Fabales, Fabaceae.